CGGCGCUGGCCCCGCAGAAGCCUCUCUCUCCAGCAUGAAGCCUGCGCCCCCCGCUGCCCUGGUCCUCAGCCUGGUCUUCGCCUCCUUCCAAUCGGCUUGCUUGGCAGAAGCAAGCAGUGGCAACAACUCAACCUUGACCAACCACCACCCAGAUCCUGAGACUCUGGAACAGUGCCACAAUGUGGACUUCUGCCUAAAAGCAUCCCAGUGUUGCCACACUGGAGUGGAUGAGUACGGCUGGAUCGCGGCCGCUGUUGGCUGGAGUCUCUGGUUUCUCACCCUCAUCCUGCUCUGUGUGGAUAAACUGACGAAGUUAACUCCAGAUGAGCCCAAGGACUUGCAAGCAUGAGGCGCAGAAUCAGAGCCCCAAGAAUGUCAGCCACCACCCAGCUGUGGCUAAUAGCAGGCCCGGAGUAGCGCCAAUGUGGUUUCUAGUAAAGUCAUUUUCACCUUUAAACUUCAGUUACUUUUUAAAGGGAAGGAAGACAGAAAGGGGCUCCAAAUAAGGGAAUGCCAGUGCUGCUAAUUCCAAGAGAAAGGUGGGCCUCUGAGCUCCGAUACCCUCCUUUCUCCAGAUAGUCUCAAUGGGAUUACUUAUUUUAGCCAUGGCUUUCUUCUGGGCUCCAAGGUGGAGCACCAGAAACAUAAGACUUGAUCUUUUAGUCAACACAUUUGAAAUUAAACUCAUAACCUUCUCACCGAACAGAGGUCGUUGUCAUCUGUCCUCAUUUCAGUCAAGGACAUCACUGUCACUUCAAAAUGUAAGGAUCACCGUUGACACCCCCAAAGUCCUCACCCCAUGUCCAGUGCUUCCCCAGCUCUGUUCUCACCCCCAUGACUAUUCCUUCCAAGGUUAACCUGUCCCAUCCUCCCUGCCAGCAGCCUGCUUCUGGCCCUCACUACAUUGUCCCUGCAUGAUUCCGGGGAUAUUUCCUUUGGUUCUCACUGCUUGCAGGAUCUUUCUCCCCAUGGGCAGCUGUCACACAGCCUGGCACUGAGCUCUUCCCAUGAGUCCAACCAUCCGACUCCCUGCACAGGGCUGAGGGGCUCUGGCUGGCCCACUCCUCAACUGAAUGGAUGUCUUUCCCAUCUCCCCUGCUCUUCACCUCUGCCUCCCGACUCCAUCUCCAGAAUGAAGGCCAUUGUUCUUCCUGGAGCCUUCCUGAUCCUCUUGGGGGACCUGGAGCUGGUGCUCUUAGCUACUAGGCCCUGAGGUGCGGCCAUCAUGCAAGGACCUGCUCACAGUGAAUUUACACUUUGGGGCAUAGGAAGCUUCUGGUGAUGGUUGUCGGUGAAUGACUGAACCAAUGAGUCCUUGCCCCAGAUGAACUUAGGACCAUCAUUUUGCAUUCAGAGCCUCCAUUUUUCUGAAAAUGGUUAAAACAACCAAACUUCUUUGAUUCCUGUUCUCUCAGGGACUCACUUAGCACGAGGGUGUGGCCUGUGGCUGUGAGGUCUGCCAGAGGGUCUGGAGGAGAGGAGGGUGGUUCAUCAGUAGGAAGGAAGGAAGGACAAAAAUGACUCUUUCUUUAUGGAACAAUGUCUGCCCUUUGUCAGGGACCAUGUAUUAGAUGGGAUCAACUCUAAAUAAUCAAAAUACAGAAAGAAAAAAAAGUGCGAGGCCCCUGACGUAGGAAGAAAUGCAAAGGUGGCAAAUGACUCAAAGCUGCCCGACGCUCUUGCAGAAAAUCGAGAUAAAUUUCCCCGACAACGGAAACCAAAGGGAUCGCGUGGCUCACUCUGAAGAGCCAGAUAGUUUUAGGAUCUCAGUUGUUAAAUCAGUA
Messenger RNA from Myotis myotis, 1784 nucleotides. RefSeq names its product transmembrane protein 213 (gene TMEM213). Lineage: Eukaryota; Metazoa; Chordata; Mammalia; Chiroptera; Vespertilionidae. The coding region runs from base 35 to 349 and encodes 104 amino acids. The record is from RefSeq and is a predicted model, not a curated record. The transcript has 3 exons.